This is a messenger RNA of Myxocyprinus asiaticus (Chinese sucker), 662 nucleotides long. RefSeq names its product lysozyme (gene lyz). NCBI's taxonomy places the organism in Eukaryota, Metazoa, Chordata, Actinopteri, Cypriniformes, Catostomidae. Gene Ontology annotation, molecular function: lysozyme activity. The transcript has 4 exons. The coding region runs from base 60 to 497 and encodes 145 amino acids. The record is from RefSeq and is a predicted model, not a curated record.
UACACUCCAUCAUAACUCCAUUAGAGAGCAGAUAUUGACAAAGCAGCACUGAAGAUAUCAUGAGGGUGGCUAUUGUGGUUGUGUGUCUGAUGUGGCUGUCCUCAUGUGAGAGCAUCAGGCUGAGUCGCUGUGAUGUUGUCCGUAUAUUCAAGAAAGAGGGACUUGAUGGCUUUGAAGGAUUCUCAGUUGGCAACUAUGUGUGCACAGCCUUCUGGGAAAGCAAGUUUAAGACCCACAAAGUGCGAACGGCUGAUGUUGGCAAAGACUAUGGCAUCUUCCAGAUAAACAGUUUCAAAUGGUGUGAUGAUGGCACUGCAGGAGGAAAAAACAAGUGCAAAAUGCCCUGUGCUGAUUUGCUGAGGGAUGACUUAAAAGCUUCAGUUGACUGUGCAAAGCUCAUUGUGAAAGCUGAAGGCCUGAAAGCAUGGGACACCUGGGAUAGUUACUGUAAUGGCAGUAAAAUGUCACGCUGGGUGAAGGGUUGUGAUGAUCACUAACAAGGCCCUGAUUGCUUUGGAAAACUUGAAUUAGCUAUAAAUGCAUUUUAACCUCUUAACAGAUGUAACAUUUCAAACUAAAACACAAUUGUUUUCAUUAAUAUUUGUAACCAUGCUUUGUUCAGGUCUUGUGGUGUAUAUUAAAGCAUCUUCCCAAAUUAUAAA